AUGUCCGGUGCCGGUACCGGAAGGUGUGUAGAGGAGGAGUAUGACUCUUGUGCUGGGGAGACUACAUGCCUUUGCUCAUGGUUCUGUGCUCUGCCCGAGAGAGAUAUAAAGAUGGGUCCAGGCUCCUCUCCGCAGGUCAUCUCGCCAUUCGUGAAGUGCAUCGUCCGCAUAGAACUUCAAGGCUGCAACAUGUCCUCAUCCAGUUUCUUGACAGUCGAUGGCUAUAUAGCCUACACGUUCCGACCUCAGCAUGCGCAUUACUACCUUUCCUAUCUAUUGGGCGUGAACGCGACCACGCUACAACCUAUUGCUUGGGCCAACAGACUCCUCAUAGCCCAUCCUGCAGUCACACACGCUAGUCCCCACUGCAAUUCCUCCGACGGUCGCCCACUUUGGCUCGUGGACUAUCGAGCAGAUGUCUCACGAGGGGCGGUUGUCCCACAGAACCUAUUCAUGCCUUCUGGCGAAGACAAUCGCCAGCGUCAUGCCAUCAAUGCGCAGCUACAACUCCCCAUCUUCUUCGUCCACGUUGAUGGUCGAGUCGGCAUCUCGCUCGCGGAAGCUGUUGCCGGUCAUUCGACAACCCUGUCUGGUGCACACCAGUUCUCAGCCAUGGGCGGCAAAUCCACGACGCAUUUCUAUGUAAAUUGGCCUGGAUACCAUGAAUAUAAAAAGCAAGUCGAGAUCCAGGAUGCGCAUCACCGGCCGAUCACGCUCAGCCGCCUUGCUCGCCGGAUUGGUAGUUUCAUUGACUCAUUCAUCCAAGCAAAUAGUACGGUAUAUAAUCCAUCCCAGUGGAGACUAGGCAGCGGGGCCAUCACACGCGACCAUAUCAUAAUCGUCGGACUCAUGCAGGUCUCGGCUGGAACUUGGCAGCCCAUCAUUCAGCUGCACGGUGUCUUUCCCAUGUAG
Messenger RNA from Peniophora sp. CBMAI 1063, 912 nucleotides. Lineage: Eukaryota; Fungi; Basidiomycota; Agaricomycetes; Russulales; Peniophoraceae. The record is from the annotation of a GenBank genome assembly.